Molecule: messenger RNA, 1119 nt
Organism: Ectocarpus siliculosus
Lineage: Eukaryota; Phaeophyceae; Ectocarpales; Ectocarpaceae
Source: the annotation of a GenBank genome assembly
AUGCCACAGGCGCAGGAGGACAACGGCAAAGCACCAGCGUCAGCGUUUAUCAUGCCUUUCGUCAAGCGCUAUGGAUAUCCGGACCUGGAUCAGGUGAUCCUACCGUCCGAGGAGUAUACGUCUUGCUGGGAUAGCCGCACGCGCAACGCUCGGUGGGUCGUGGAACGCAUCAACCUCAACACCGUGUCCGGCCCGGGAGACAGAAAAAAGUCUCCCUUCCGGCCGGACUCAAGGUUGCAGCCUCUAUUCCGGAGCAGCCUGUCGGACUUCUACGGGAGCGGCUACGAUCGGGGGCACCUCGCACCGGCUGGCGACCACAAGACAACUCAGGCCAACCUCACGCAAACGUUUCUGCUCUCAAACAUGGCGCCCCAGGUGCCAAGUUUCAACCGCGGGUACUGGGGCGACUUCGAGGAGUUCGUGCGUACCCUCGUCGUGCCGUCCGAGAGGUCCAUCAAAGCGGCGGCGGCGGCGGGGUUCUCGACCUCCUCGUCGCUGUCGCCGCCGUUCAAGGACGUUUACGUCAUCACCGGGCCGCUCUUCCUCCCGUCAAAGGAGACGGCAUCGGUAGCCGGCACAGGCAACGCGGUCGACAUCGACCAAGGACAAGCCGAGGGGGUGGCCGUGGAUGUGCCAUCGCAAUCCUCCCGUACACCCGCAGCUACGAAGUGGGUCGUCAAGCACGACAUACUAGGAAACCCUAUGCAAAUGGUGGCGGUGCCUACUCACUUCUUCAAGAUAAUCGUGGCGGAACCAUAUCCCCCGCCUCCCUCAGAAGCGCUCGUCUCCAAGCCGACAACGUUUGUGGCCGCCUUCGCCAUGCCCAACGCCGACAUCCCGAACAACACGGACCUCCGGAAUUUCCUGGUGCCUCUGGAGGCACUUUCGUCGGUCUCUGGCAUGAGGUUCUUGGGCACGGGCUUGCUGGACGAAACCGCCAAGCUCUCCCUCGACAAAGAGGCCAUUCAGCGGGGGCUGGGGCCGAACGGUUUGGCAUAUACGUACGACACGGUGUUAGUCUUGGUAUCGGCGCUUUGGUCGUGUCGCGUCGCGUUGCUUGCUCGUGUCGGCACUGCGCGCAGAGGGUUAUUCUUGCGGGCAGUCACCUACUCUUCCUAG